AUGAAGGAGGCAGCCAGGGCGCCCAGCCAGGACGGCUUGAUCCUGAAGCCCCGCUUCCGCAAGGAUUUUCAGUGGCCGUUCAACCAGCCGGCACUCAAGAUCCGCCUACACAAGGCCCGGCAGGCGCCACACUGCCCCUCAUCUGGUCCCAUCAGGCCCAUAGUGAGGUGCCCUGCAGGUAGACACCAUGCUGAGGUCCGAGCUGGUGAGCUGGCAGGGGCUCCAGCGUGGGUGGAAGAACUUCGUAAGACUUCUGCUCCAAAGAAAGGAGAUAGUUCUGCUGAAGAGCUUAACUUGCCCACCCAGCUAACAGGACCUGUGAUGCCCAUCCGGAAUGUCCACAAAAAGGAGAAAGCCAGAGUCACCACAGAAGAAGAGAAGAACUUCAAGGCUUUUGCCAGUCUUCGCAUGGCCUGGGCCAAUGUCCAGCUCUUUGGCAUCCAAGCAAAAAGAUCAGAGGAAGGUGCAGAGCAAGAUGGACAACCAGAUGCCCACUUCUUCCUGUGCCACCAGCAGCCCACAGCAUGCCUAGGGGAGGCCCACAGCCCUACAGCCUGUCGGUUGGAGGGACAGGUCUGUUCCUUCCACCAGCAGCCACACCUCACCUUCUGA
Psammomys obesus (fat sand rat) is the source of this 612-nucleotide messenger RNA. RefSeq names its product 60S ribosomal protein L13-like. Gene Ontology annotation, cellular component: ribosome; cytosolic large ribosomal subunit. The coding region runs from base 1 to 612 and encodes 203 amino acids. The record is from RefSeq and is a predicted model, not a curated record. Gene Ontology annotation, biological process: translation. Lineage: Eukaryota; Metazoa; Chordata; Mammalia; Rodentia; Muridae. The transcript has 4 exons. Gene Ontology annotation, molecular function: RNA binding; structural constituent of ribosome.